Clunio marinus is the source of this 1233-nucleotide messenger RNA. The record is from the annotation of a GenBank genome assembly. Lineage: Eukaryota; Metazoa; Arthropoda; Insecta; Diptera; Chironomidae.
AUGGCGUGUAAUAAUCAAGAAAAGUGGAAAUAUACAGCAAUGCCGAACAUGAUUUAUCCACCAACUGUCCAACAACAACCGAUUGGGAAUCAAAAUCAUCAAAAUGCGAUAAAACCGCCUCCUCCAAUGAACCAUCAUCCGUCUCAAAUGCAAGGCAUGAACCAUCAAUCGAAUCAUUUGGGUCCCAACACGAUGUUAAAUCAAUCGAUGAAUAAUAAUAAUACAAUGAAUGCUCAUCAGCCACAACAUGGAAUGCCGAUGCAAUCAGGACCGCCAAUGUACGAUCAUAUGCUUCAAAAUCCUUUGAAUGGAAACUUAAAAGGGGCAUCAGCUGCUGAGUUUAUUUAUUUGAACCAACAGCAUCCCCAUCAUUUGAACAUGGCUCAGAACCAAUACAUGGCGUCAAGAAGCAACAUAACGUCGUCAUCAACGAAGAAGUUGUGGGAUAACAAAUCAGAUCUGAAAAAUACUGGCCCUUUGGCACCUUUGCAAAUGCCAGGCAGUAAUGAACAUCAAAUGUGGUCAAAAGAACAUCAAGGUGUUUGGGCGAAAGAGCAGCAAAUGUGGUCGACUCAAGAUAGCAGUAGUGGAAUGAUUCCGAGGCGUAGUGAGACAACAAUGCCCGGCAUUUUAAGCUUUCAAUGUUCAUUACAUUCGUUCUUCUACAGUCCCCGUGAUUCUACUGGAGGCUUGGGAGUUAAAAUGGUCGAAUAUGUUCUUGGCGGUUCCCCAACGAACAAGGAAAGUCCAUUAACCCUUGAGCCGCGCUUAAGAGGCCUAAAAAUCGAUGAUAAGGGAAAUGAUGAUAAAGAAAACAAUUCAUCGCCAUUUGAGACAAAUGGAUUGAAAAAAGACGAGUCGAAUGUGACGAAUGGAUCAAAUGGAAUUGACGAUGACAAAGGAUUUAAUCGCACGCCAGGUUCACGACAACCAUCACCAGCUGAAGAGCAUCUUCCUCGUUUGCAUGGUCUUGAGCAAAGCAUUAAUGUUAAUGUUAGCGGAUUCUCUCAGCCAAUGAUGCAACAUAUGAUGAAUAAUCAUGAUCAACAACAAAUGGGAUCAUCAUUCCAUCUUCAACAUCAACAACAUCAUCAGCAUCCACUAAGCCAUCACGUUUUAAAUAAUGGAAUGCCGGUUCAGAAUCCUAUGGUGAAUCAAGGACAAAAUCACAUCGAUUCUCCUGCGAAUAUGCUUCAACAGCAAGCAAGCUAUGAGGUGAGUUCAGUUUUUUAA